AUGGCGGAUCGGAAACGAACUAGGACCACCCGGUCCAUGGCUCCAAAAUCCGAUGUACCGGAUGUUUAUCAAGAAAUGCUGGCCGAGGCCGCCGCAGACGUUGGUCCUUCCGCAUUGGUAGAGCGACCGGCUAAAAGACUUAAAAGACCCGGAGAGAAGAAGUCCGAGACUGCUGCCACCACGACAAAGAAGCCGGAGGUGGAAAGAGUUGAUGACGACGUUGAUGAAGAUGAAGAUAUCGAGUUCGAAGACGUAACUCUUCCUCCGGCGACGGUCCAGACCAUGUACAGAGAUUCAGACGACGAAGAAGAAGAAGAGGACCUGGAUGGAAUCGAGUUUGAGGAUAUCGAUUUCGGGGCUGUGCAGCCUAACUCAGAAGCUCUCGAAGAAACCAACAAACUCACGCUGAAUCUGUCGGAACACAGUAGCACUGUGACUGCGGCGCGAAAGGGAGUCAACAAACGAAAGCCUCUUACGAAAGAGGAGAGAGAGCGCCGCAUUUCCAUUCACAAGACGCAUCUUUUAUGUCUCUUAUUACACUGCGCCCUGAGGAACCGUUGGUGUGACGAUGAGCAGGUCCAGAAGAGCCUCCGCCCUCUUCUAACUAAACAGACCAUCAACUAUCUGACACCAAGUCCGAGUCUUCCACAGUUUGGGCAGACGGAGUCGCUAAGGAAUGGACUGCAACAAGCCGGCAGUGUGUUCAAGUCAAAGUUCCAAACUACAGAACGAGGGCUAUGCCGACCCCUAUGGGCAGAGGAUCCCGAACAUCUUGCCAACAGACGCAGCUAG
Colletotrichum spaethianum is the source of this 792-nucleotide messenger RNA. RefSeq names its product DNA repair protein rhp41. Gene Ontology annotation, biological process: mismatch repair; nucleotide-excision repair. Gene Ontology annotation, cellular component: XPC complex; cytoplasm; nucleotide-excision repair factor 2 complex. Gene Ontology annotation, molecular function: single-stranded DNA binding; damaged DNA binding. The transcript is spliced from 2 exons. The record is from RefSeq and is a predicted model, not a curated record. The coding region runs from base 1 to 792 and encodes 263 amino acids. Lineage: Eukaryota; Fungi; Ascomycota; Sordariomycetes; Glomerellales; Glomerellaceae.